AUGAUUGCUAUCGUGGAAGUCUUUUCUUGUCCCACAGCACUGCCUGACGACUUAAGUGACCUGUUGAGGGAGUUCGAUGAGGUGAUUGAGGACUUUGACAAGGGUCCCGUGUGUCAGUAUGAACAGCAUUUGGAGGACCUGAAGAGGAAAGCAGGCCACAGUGUGUAUGACAGCGGCAUUGAUGAGCUGCAGAGUACUAGCACCUCCCCAGGAAGCAGUCUAAACUCCAGUGAGGAGGAUCUCAAUGCUCCUGCCAACACUUACCCCUCUAAAGCUAAGCUUGGAGACACACAGGAGCUUGAAGAGUUCAUUGCAGAUCUUGACAAAGUGCUAGAAGAGAUGUGAGCUGUGGCUUUGGUGGAGAGUUUGGAGAGGAGUAUUUGCAGC
Molecule: messenger RNA, 387 nt
Organism: Tinamus guttatus (white-throated tinamou)
Lineage: Eukaryota; Metazoa; Chordata; Aves; Tinamiformes; Tinamidae
Source: RefSeq, a predicted model, not a curated record